AUGUCUGAAAAGGAAUUGAGCCCGUCCACUUGCUUCAACUUCUCCUUCUUCAAAGAUUAUAUGAGAGAAUUGCGCAAGGUGGACGACACAAUCACUCUGCGACUCAAUUCAACCGAUACAACUUCUGAACAGGCCUGUGCUCAGUUCUUCAAAGAUCUUGCUGAUGCUUACACCAAGCGUGAACAUGCUGUCAACUACUGUCUCAAGAUUAUGGAUGAACAAAUUGACGCCAAGUAUAAAAAAUUGAGCGAGGAUCCCGAUGAUUUUGACACUCAAAACAGUGUUUUUGCCGACGAAACCAAGCGUCGUCAAGUGGCCAACGAGAGAAUGGUCGAAGAAAUCGUCCGCGAUCGUACUCUGCAAGUGUUCAAGAGCAAAUGUCGAGUUUUUGAUACCGCCACUCUCUCAUUGAAGUCAUAA
Messenger RNA from Radiomyces spectabilis, 420 nucleotides. Its product is annotated as caffeine-induced death protein 2. Gene Ontology annotation, cellular component: mitochondrion; mitochondrial intermembrane space. The record is from RefSeq and is a predicted model, not a curated record. The transcript is spliced from 4 exons. Bases 1 to 420 code for a protein of 139 amino acids. NCBI's taxonomy places the organism in Eukaryota, Fungi, Mucoromycota, Mucoromycetes, Mucorales, Radiomycetaceae.